AAAACAGAGAGCGAGACAGAUAGCGACCUAAGUAAUCUCGAAAUCCUGGAAACGAAGAUUGAGAAUAAAAAGAACAUUGAAACCUGGGCAAGUCACUUAAUCUCUUCAGUACAGUUGGGACGCAACAAGCAAGAUGGCAUGCCUUGCAGAAGGAACUCAAACGUGGAGAGUCCCGGUAACAAACAGCUAUACCAACGACACUUUAUGAGCGAGCUGAAAGAAACAACAGCGGUACUGGUCCACCGCAACUCAAAUCGCGUGCGAACACUUCUUCGCAAACGAUACUUUCACCCGCCGUACAUUUCACGUGAAGCCGGCAAUACUAGAAAGAAGAAGAGCGAGUAGCUCGCGGCCGAGCGCGUGGCCCACCGGCUGCCGUGCCGCACGCUCUCAGAAGUCCGCUGUUUCUUGGCCCUGCGAGCACUAGGCUCUUGGAACACUGUGCCCGACCAUCCUCCUCCGCUACCAGUCGGAGCCCCAUAGCCGGCCUGCUCGGCGGCGAGUCUGUCGCCUCCGGUCGACCGUGCUGCACCGUUGCCCCGCGAUAGUACACGUCAUCGCGGGCCCGAGGAAUGGCCAUGACCGCCAAGGACCAUAUGCGCCAGAAGCUCGACGAGCUCAUGGGCACCGGCUGGGACGGCGUCAAGAACUCGCUCCACUACUCGGACCCCAAGGUGUGCCGCUGCUUCCUGCUCGGCCUGUGCCCGCACGACGCGCUCGCCGGCACAAAGAUGGCCAUGGGCUCCUGCUCCAAGAUACACAACUACGCGCUCAAGGCGGACUUCGAGAACAGCUCCAGGAUGUACCGGCCGGGACAGCACCGCUUCUACGAGCUCACGGUACUCACCUACCUGCAGAAGGUGAUCCGCUCGUGCGAGAUCCUUGACCGGGCCAAGAAGGGCCGCCUGACGCGGUGCCAGACGACCGCGCGCAGCAAUCGCCACGGCGACAAGGAGGCCACGCUCAAGUCCUACGGAGACAUGGUGGACAAGAAGCUCACCGAGGCCGAGGAACUCGGCAACAAGGGCAAAGUGCAAGAGGCGCUCGCCGUCAUCAAGGAGGUCGAGCGCCUCAAGCGGCGCCGAAACCGACUCGAGAGGAUGCUGGACCGCAAGUCCAACGAACCGGUCAAGGAGCAGAAGCAGAACAUCUGCGAGGAGUGCCAGCUCUGCAUCGGCCUCGACGACAACGAGCAGCGCAUCGCCAACCACUCUAGCGGCCGGCUGCACAACGCCAUACUCGACAUGCGCCGAAAGAUCGCAGAGCUCGCGGCCAGCCUCGAGAAGUCGCAGGUGCCGGGCGACUGGUCGCGCCUCGAAGCGGCGCAGCAGCAGUCAAAGCAGUCGACGUCGCGCCUCGACCUGGCCUCGACCAGGGCGCACAGCUACUCGCCCAGGUCGUCCAGGUCAAGCAGCAGAAGCAGCCGUAGCCGAAGUCGCAGCCGCAGGAGGUCCUACAGCUCAGACUCCCGUAGCAGCAGCCGCAGCAGCGGCGAAUGCUCGUCGACAUCCCGCUCUAGGUCACGUUCACGGUCGCGCUCAGCGUCCCGGCACCGCUCUCGUAGGUCCCGCUCGGAGUCGCACUGCAAGUCGCGUUCCAGGUCACCGCGACGGUCCCGGUCGGGAAGCAGCUACAGCCGCAGCUGCUCGCGGUCUUGUAGCAGGUCCUACAGCCGUUCGUGCAGCGGGUCCCGUAGCUGCUCUUGCAGCAGUCAAUACACUGACAGGUCACAAGGUCACACGAAGCACCGCAGUGUGUCCAGGUCCCGGAGUCGCUCUCACUCGAGGCACAGCCGUGGCCACAGCCAACGGAGCGGGGACCGUGAGCACCGGUCGCGCAGCGCACGCAGCUCAGAGGCAUCGAAGCAAGCUCCAAACGACGCGGAAGUAAAGGAAGAGCUCGAGCCUACGCAGGCCUCAGAAGGCGAGCCGGAACGACCCGCCACGACGGACGACUCCAAAUGGUCUCGUUUACUAGAAAUGGAAGCCGAAGGAACACCGACACGGAAAGAUGGGUCCCCAACUCCGGGGAUCAAAGGAAUAGAGUCUACCGAGCAUGCUUUCGCGACAACAGAUGACAGCCGAACAGAGACUUCGAAACCACUGUCUUCGGCGCCGAAUUCUCCCAAGGCUGACUGCAUGUCAGCUUUAGAAGUGUGUGGUGCUACCUUCAAAGGUAGCCACAAUGAAAUCGACGCAGUCGACGCGAAUCCUGAUGUUGUGGACAAACCGAACAGCCCUGCUCAAGAUCCCGCAUUUGAGAACCUAAAUCCAAGGCCAGGGGAGGCGGAAUGCGCUCCUGAAGGAGAGAUAAGAGCUAAAGAAAAUAAGUCUUCGUCCUCGCCUGAAGGCAUGAACGCGCUGGUUAUUAAAGAAACAAUAUCCGGCCGAACAAAUGACCCACAGCCUUCGCAACAUAAAGCGCGUAAAGGGAAGGCUAGAGUUGUAACUGCUGUCAAGGACUGGAAGACGAUAAGGAAACCUGUCAUAAACAUUGCUAGCCUUCGGUUUUUUAGAUUGCAUCAUGAGAACAAGAAAACGUCGCAAAAAGAACAGGUCGACAAAAAUCUUGCUCCGGGACAGGCAGCCACACAAGUGCCGAACAGCAAGGCGCCUGCUGACGCCGAUUCAAGCUCGACGAUAGUUGCAAACGAAGCCUCAGAAAACGACGCGACAGACUCCUCGGCACCAGUUCAAACCGAAGAAUCCGAAAACGUGGGGACGGACGCGAAGCAGGAACCUUCGGGAUCCACAACCGAUAAGGAGGGUUGCACAACCGAGAGCUCCGACUACGACAAAUCUUGCCAACAACGUGCGAAGCAAGAGCAUUCAGGAUCUAACAGCCCUUCUAUCAAUCACGAAGAGUCAGAGAAUUUUAUGACAAGGAAACCACACAAGGGUGUGCCAAUGAGAAAGAAACGGGUGUCGCCGCAAAGGGAGUCGACACAAACGGAGGACUCUGGUGACGAAUCUUGCUGUACUGAGUCAAGCACUUACUACCAGAUAGUAAAGAAACCCAAGAAAAAGCCUGCGAAGAAUCGAAAGCGAUCUCUUCACAAGAAGAUGAAAUUAGAAGCUGCUAGGAUGUCACGAAAGGCGGACACCCGCAAGUCGUCUAGACGUCGCGUCGAAUCGACCACCGAGGAGGAGGAGGAGGAGGACAGCGAGUCUUUCACGUCGAGUGACUCCCCACCGGCGAAGCGCACCAGAACCAAGAAAAAGAGGACGCGCCAGAGCCCAGCUGCGAAGAGAGACGGCUCUAGUAAGCGCAGCGCACGAUCUGCCACGACUAGGAAGCCUUCGAAGAAGAAAGGCACUACAGCCAGCAAGAAGGGACGGAAGGGGUCGGCUGGUGCCAGGUCUUCAGCGAGGACAAGGUCGAAGAGAAAGUCGCCCAGUGACACGUCUUCUUCGUCUUCUUCCUCGACGAGCGUCUCUGAGGAACGCAGGACCAGACGGAAAGUGAAGCCGGUGAAGAAAACGAAGAAGGUUAAGCGAAAGAAGUGCAAGUGAAGGAUGAACCAUGCAGUUUUCUGAGGGUGACAUAAGGGAACGACGCAGUUUGUGGUAUUGCCGAAGGCGGAAAAACUCGUGAAGUAGUUGGACAGAAAGACGUGUCCGUUGUGCGCGCUCUAAAUGUUUCAAGUUCUGGCGGUGAAUAUGCACCGAACGGGAGGUGAAUGGUGAAUAUUUUAAUGCCUCGGGAAAACGAAUGCGAAUGCGCCCACAUCUGUGAUACAGCUUAGAGCUGUAGGUGUGAAAACGAGUGUUUGUUGUGGGUGUGUGAAAUGACGGAACGGUAAAACGCAUGUGACUUCAAAAGUUUGUAACAAACUUGGAUUUGUAGUGUACAAUGCAAUUGGCAAAGAAGCAGAUAUAGGGAGCGCAGUAUCACUACGGUCAAAGACAUCAUCUGGCAUGUCAAGCACCAGUUGCCACACCAAGCCUUCCUGUGCUUGGUCUGACCAAGGAUUCCUGCCUAGGGCCAAGAUAUCGAGGCCGAGGCGACUUUCUAGGAUAGCAGCACCAAAGCAGAGAUGGUAGGGAUGUCGCAUGGCUGGUCCAGCCGCUGUGCUGUGGCCCGUACAGCAACUUCUGUCGAUCAAGGCAAGCUUCUGAAGCAACAAGCUUCAGCACAAAGGUCUAGGCUCUUGUUGUGUUUCUGUAAGUGGGAUAAAAAAACUGCUUGAGGUUUUCGAACUGCGCACUGAAAAUGCAACCUUCAGCACUUUUAAAAUGACCUUAUUUCUUUGUACAGUUUUUGUAUCUUAUCACUAAAAUCAUUUUACA
Dermacentor andersoni is the source of this 4289-nucleotide messenger RNA. RefSeq lists its product as uncharacterized. Gene Ontology annotation, cellular component: U1 snRNP. Lineage: Eukaryota; Metazoa; Arthropoda; Arachnida; Ixodida; Ixodidae. The record is from RefSeq and is a predicted model, not a curated record. Gene Ontology annotation, molecular function: mRNA binding. Gene Ontology annotation, biological process: mRNA splice site recognition.